GGGCUGCCCCUAUAGUACACACUGCAGCUUAGUAAACAUGAUGUAGUUUAAGUUGAGCUCGGUGCAGAGCGGAGCAGGCUACUGCACUUCAGAAUCAAAGGCAGCGGGAGAUAGCGAACGGAACUACACCGUUCUAUGAAUGUUUGUACUAGUAAAUGAACGUUUGUUCAGUAUUCACACACGAAGAGUCCCUUACCGGAAAAUGAGUCACUGGGUCAGAAAGUUAUUUCCUAUUUCAGAAAUGUUGAGAAACUCACAUGAAACGAAGGAGGAGAGAACGGAGGAAGAACUCCACAUUAUCGCCGGGCGGAACUCUUCAAACUUCACGAUCAAUAACUGAAGAAACCGCUGAACAGGGUAACACUAUGGAUUAAUGACCGAACAGUGAUAUCAGAAUGGCAGCAAGACAAACACUAUCUCUGAUCCUCCUUGGAUUAUGCAUGGGCACUCAAAUUGUGAAAUGCACCUCGGUGUGUUCAAUUGAUGGCUCUGUUGUCCUUUGCACAGAUAGAGGCCUUCAAGAAGUGCCAGAGCUGCCCACGCAUGUAAAUAGUGUGGAUCUGAGUAACAACAGCAUUGCUGAACUCCAUGAAACAUCAUUUACUCAUCUGGAAGGUCUACAAGUCCUCAUACUGAUGCGCCAAACACCGGGACUUGUGAUCAGAAACAAUACAUUCAGAAGACUCUCUAAUUUAACAUCACUUAAGCUGGACUACAACCACCUGCUGCAAAUGGAUACUGGGGCAUUUGACGGAUUAUCCAACCUUAAAACUCUCACUCUCACUCAGUGCAGUUUAGAUGGUUCUGUUUUGUCCGGUGAUGUCCUUAAACCUCUGGUGUCUCUAGAAAUGCUUGUCUUACGUGAAAACAACAUUCACAGAAUCCAGCCGGCAUCGUUCUUUUUAAAUAUGAGGAGAUUCCACGUGCUGGAUCUCUCUUACAACAAAGUGAAGAGCAUCUGUGAAGAAGACCUCCUCAGCUUUCAGGGUAAACAUUUCACGCUUCUGACCCUUGCCUCCGUGAUACUGCAAGACAUGAAUGAGUACUGGUUAGGAUGGCACAAGUGUGGAAACCCAUUUAAGAACAUGACCGUAACUGAAUUGGACCUAUCUGGAAAUGGCUUUAACGUUAACAAUGCAAAGCAAUUUUUUAAUGCAGUCACUGGUGCCAAAAUCCAAAGUCUAGUUUUCAGUAACAUUUGCAGUCUGGGCAAAUCGUCCGGUAAUAAUUCAAAAGAUCCAGACAAAUUCACAUUCAAGGGUCUUGAGGUGAGUGGUAUUAAAACUUUUGAUCUGUCCAAUUCAAGUAUUUUUUCACUGUCAUAUUCAGUAUUUAGUUAUUUGCCAGAUCUAGAACAAAUUACAUUAGCACAAAGUCAGAUCAACAAGAUUGAAAGUAAUGCAUUUUUGGGUAUGACUAAUUUACGGAAGCUAAACCUGUCAGUAAACUUCCUGGGUAAUAUUAAUUCAGAAACUUUUAAAAAUCUAGAGAAACUUGAGGUGCUCGAUUUGUCAUAUAAUCAUAUAUGGAUGCUUGGAUUUCAGUCAUUUCAAGGACUUCCAAAUCUACUCAUCCUAAAUUUAACAGGAAAUUCUAUCCUUCAUGCACACAGAUUUGCAACCCUACCAAGCCUAGAGAAACUCUACUUGGGUGACAACAAAAUUAUACAUGCGUCCGAUUUACUCAACAUUGCCACGAACCUCAAAACCCUUCACCUGCAGUUUAACAAACUAUUUUCCAUGUCAGAGCUCUACACGAUACUAGAGAAAUUUCCUCAAAUCGAGGAAAUCAUUUUUCGAGGUAACAAACUCGUUUAUUGCCCUGACGACAAACAUAAAGUGCUUUCGCAAAAAAUACAAAUCCUUGAUAUUGCAAGUGCAGGUUUGGAAGUUGUUUGGUUAGAAGGAAAAUGUUUAAAUGUAUUUAAUGACCUCCACCAGUUACAAGUGCUUUAUCUGAGUUACAACAGACUGCAGUCGCUUCCCAACUACGUUUUCAAAGACCUCACCUCUUUGGUGUUUUUGGAUUUGUCCUUCAAUUCUUUGAAGUACCUUCCUAAUGGUAUUUUCCCUAAAAGUCUACAAUAUCUUAAUCUAGAAUAUAACUCGAUUUAUUCAGUAGAUCCAAACCUCUUUAACACCCUCAGCUACCUCAGCCUGCUGGGCAAUGAUUUUCGUUGCGAUUGCAAGCUAAGGGAUUUCCAAACAUGGCUUAAUCAAACCAACGUAAUCUUUUCUCACUCCAUUGAGGAUGUGACAUGUGCCAGUCCUGAGGACCAGUACAAGGUUUCGGUUGUGAGAUCCAGCAUACAAUGUGAGGAUGAAGAGGAUGAGAGGAGCGUUGAAAAACUGAGGCUUGUGCUUUUCAUUUUCUGUUCUGCACUGAUCACAUUAUUCACUACCAGCACCAUCAUUUACAUGUGUCAACGGGGCAACAUCUUCAAGCUUUACAAAAAACUUAUUGAUAAACUUGUGGAUGGAAAGCAACAGGAGCCCAAUCCUGAUCGAUUCUUGUACGACGUGUAUCUUUGUUUCAGUUCCAGUGAUAUUAAGUGGGUAGAAAGAGCGCUGCUGAAGAGGCUCGACUCUCAGUUCUCAGAGCAGAAUACACUCCGCUGCUGCUUUGAGGAGCGAGACUUCAUACCCGGGGAGGACCAUCUUACCAACAUGCGAAAUGCUAUCCAGAACAGUCAAAAAACCCUUUGUGUGGUGUCUGAACGUUUCCUGAAGGAUGGCUGGUGCUUAGAAACCUUCAACCUGGCUCAGUGCAGGAUGCUUGUGGAACUUAAAGACAUUCUGUUGGUGCUAGUUGUUGGGAACAUACCGCGGUACAGGUUACUAAAGUACGAACAACUGAGAUCCUACAUUGAGAACAGAAGGUACCUUAUGUGGCCUGAUGACAGCCAGGACUUGGAGUGGUUUUAUGACCAACUUCUGCAUAAAAUAAGACAAAACACCAAGGUUAAACAAACAAAUGUUAAAGAAAAAGACAAGGAGGUUGAAAACAAUCCUGAAGCAGCACAUGUUCAUGCAGACACGGCAGUGUAACUGAAGGA
Molecule: messenger RNA, 3055 nt
Organism: Onychostoma macrolepis
Lineage: Eukaryota; Metazoa; Chordata; Actinopteri; Cypriniformes; Cyprinidae
Product: toll-like receptor 5
Exons: 2
Coding region: 396-3047 (883 amino acids)
Biological process (GO): toll-like receptor signaling pathway; inflammatory response; immune response
Cellular component (GO): membrane; extracellular matrix
Molecular function (GO): protein binding; transmembrane signaling receptor activity
Source: RefSeq, a predicted model, not a curated record